CCGGUUUCGUUCUUCAGCCUUUGAAUUGCCGCUCCGCGUUCGAAUUUCGGAUCAGUCCACGCCGAGCGCUGCUGUUGUGAGGACGUGUUUUAAAUGGAUUUUGAUAAGGAAUAUGUUUACGCGAUAUUUAUGUGUUUGUAAACAGUGAUUUUGUAACUGAACAUGAAACAAAUUAGUGAUAAUUUUUAACUGUGCUUAAGUAUACGAUGAUGGCCAGGAUUUUAAGUGUUAUUCUCCUGUGCGGGUGUUUGGCUGCUGCCGACCAGGAGGAGGUGGAAGGUGGGAAGUGCGAGAGGAUCAAGCUCCCGUACUGCCAGGACCUGGGAUACAACUGGACGGCCAUGCCCAAUCUGAUGGGCCACAGAGAUCAAAAGGAAGCUGAAGAAGCGAUGGAGAAGUUCUCCGGACUGAUCUCGAGUGAGUGCUCAGUGCACGCCCGCUUCCUGUUGUGCUCGGCUUUCGCCCCGCUGUGCUCCGAGCAGGUGUCAGGUUCCGUGAGCGCCUGCCGAGCGCUCUGCGACACCGUCUCCGAGGAUUGCAAGGACCAGCUCAAAUUGCUGCCGGCCACGGUGGCGCUCGACUGCGGAGCUUUCCCGCUGCGAGCCGUGCGCCGGCUGUGCAUGCGCCCACCCAACGCCAGCGAGCUGGAGCCGGAGCCGCAGCCGCCGCCGCGCUGGCCCUUCCGCGACCCUGAGUUGCGCGAGCACGGUUGCCCGCCGGCGCACGCGAUGUCGCCCACCGGAGAGUGCUGGCCGGCGUGCGGGCAGCACGCCCGCUACACGCAGCCCGCUAAGCGUACGGCAGAAGUUUGGAUGAAUACGCUCGCUUGGCUAUCGUUACUAUCGACCUCGUUCGCGCUGCUCACUUUCUGUGCCGAGCCCGCACGCUACCGCUACCCCGAGCGGCCGAUGGUGUGGAUGGCUGCAUGCCACGCCGUCGUCGCCACGGCCUACGUAAUCCGAAGCUGGCUGGGCGCGAAGGCAGUUUCAUGCGCGGGGGGCGCGCUAGCCGUCGACGGGCUGGCUUCGCCGGCGUGCGUCGCCUUCUUCUCUCUUACUUACUAUUUCACGCUGGCGGCGGACGCGUGGUUCGCCAACGCGUGCGUGGCGUGGUACCUGACGGCGGCCAGCGAGUGGUCUACUGAGGCGUUGGAGCGUGCGGCGGCGUAUCUGCACGCGGCGGCGUGGGGCUGGGCCGGUGCGUGGACGGCGGCGGCUCUAGCGUUGCGCCGGGUGGCAGCAGAUGAACUGACGGGCACGUGUGGCGUUGCACGAGCGGCGGCAGGCGCACUGGUGGGUGUGCCGCGUGGUGCGCUGCUGCUGGCCGCGGUUGCGCUGGCGGCGGGCGCGUGCCCGGGGAUCGUGCGCGUGCGUCGAGCGCUAGACUCGCGGGGCGCGCGGCGCGUGGGUCGGCUGGCGAUCAAAAUGAUGUGCCAAAAAUAUCACUAA
Messenger RNA from Papilio xuthus (Asian swallowtail), 1448 nucleotides. RefSeq names its product frizzled-10. The record is from RefSeq and is a predicted model, not a curated record. Gene Ontology annotation, molecular function: Wnt-protein binding; transmembrane signaling receptor activity. Gene Ontology annotation, cellular component: membrane. The coding region runs from base 207 to 1448 and encodes 413 amino acids. NCBI's taxonomy places the organism in Eukaryota, Metazoa, Arthropoda, Insecta, Lepidoptera, Papilionidae. Gene Ontology annotation, biological process: canonical Wnt signaling pathway; non-canonical Wnt signaling pathway. The transcript is spliced from 3 exons.